GUCGAGCGCACCCAGCGGCACUCCCCGUCCGGCCGCUGGAGCCGGGUCCUGCCCGGGCCGAGGACAUGGCUGCUGCUUUCCCCGCUGGGGACUCAGACAGCAUCGAAGGGCACGUGGGAUCGACGCCGGAGCCGAGACACGCGAGCUGGCCGUGUACCAUGCGAGGAUGUGCCCACGCCCUUGGUGACCUGCCUGCCCCUGGCCCCGCUGCCUGUCCCGCACGGCGCCAUGGGAGGAUGCUUCUCCAAGCCCAAACCAGUUGAAGUGAAAAUUGAAGUUGUGAUACCUGAGAAGGAGAGAAGCAAGGAGGAGAUGUCACCCAAUGGGAAAGCCAGCCCCCUGAUCUACAAAGUCAAUGGAACUGCCCGGCACUACCACCUCGAGGAACAUCCAAUUGCCAGCAAUCCCUACCACAACCCAAAGGACAUGGUGGAAGCAUCUGUUUGCCAUGUGAAGGACCUGGAGAAUGGACAGAUGAGGGAAGUGGACCUCGGCUGUGGGAAGGCUCUGCUCAUCAAGGAGAGUGGUGAGUUCCACGCCGUGGGACACAAGUGUCCCCACUAUGGGGCUCCACUGGUCAAAGGGGUUUUGUCCAAAGGAAGAGUCCGCUGUCCCUGGCAUGGAGCUUGCUUCAACAUCGGCACAGGUGACAUUGAGGACUUUCCCGGCUUGGAUAGCUUACCCAGGUUCCAGGUGAAGAUUGAGAAGGAGAAGGUGUACAUCCGAGCAAGCAAGCAGGCUCUUCAGACACAGAAGAGGACAAAGAUGAUGGCAAAGUGCAUCUCCUUGAGCAACUACAACCUGAGCAGUACCAACGUGCUGAUCAUCGGUGCAGGGGCAGCUGGGCUGGUCUGUGCAGAGACCUUGCGCCAGGAAGGUUUCUCUGACCGGAUUGUGAUGUGCACAAUGGACAGACACUUGCCUUACGACAGACCAAAGCUCAGUAAGUCAAUGGAUUCCCACCCUGAGCAGAUUGCCCUGCGCCCCAAGGAGUUCUUCUGCACCUAUGACAUCGAAGUCCUGACUGAAAUGCAGGUUGCGGCUGUGGAUAUCAAGAGCAAGAUAGCCGUGUUCAAAGAUGGGUUUAAGAUGGAAUACAACAAGCUGCUGAUAGCGACUGGAAACAUGCCCAAAGCUCUCAGCUGCAAAGGCAAGGAGAUGGAAAAUGUUUUCAACAUCCGGACACCCGAAGAUGCCAACCGUGUGGUAAAGCUGGCCACGAGCAAGAACGUGGUUAUCGUGGGAGCAUCCUUCCUGGGGAUGGAGGUGGCUGCCUACCUCGCAGAGAGGGCCCACUCGGUGUCCCUGGUGGAGCUGGAAGAAGUCCCCUUCAAGAAGUUCUUUGGGGAGAGGGUUGGCCGUGCUGUCAUGAAGAUGUUCGAGAGCAACAGAGUGAAGUUCUACAUGCAGACAGAAGUGUCAGAGCUGCGGGAGCAGGAGGGGAAGCUCAAGGAGGUUGUGCUGAAGAGUGGGAAGGUCCUGCGUGCCGACGUGUGUGUUGUUGGUGUUGGUGCAGUUCCAGCAACGGGCUUCCUCAAGCAGAGUGGCAUCAAUAUCGACUCCAAGGGCUUCAUUGUGGUCAACAAGAUGAUGCAGACCAACAUCCCCGGGGUCUUUGCUGCUGGAGACGCUGUCACGUUUCCGUUGGCCUUGAGGAAUAACAAGAAGGUGAACGUCCCCCACUGGCAGAUGGCCCACAUGCAUGGCCGUAUUGCUGCACUGAACAUGCUGGCCCAUGGCACAGAGAUCAGCACCGUCCCAUAUUUGUGGACUGCUAUGUUUGGGAAGAGCAUCCGGUAUGCAGGCCAUGCGGAAGGAUUCGAUGAUGUUGUCAUUCAGGGAGAUUUAGAUGAACUGAAGUUUGUGGCAUUUUAUACCAAGAGCGAUGAGGUGGUGGCUGUGGCCAGCAUGAACUACGACCCGAUUGUCUCCAAGGUGGCUGAGGUCCUGGCUGCUGGCAGGACCAUCCGGAAGCGCGAUGUGGAGCUGUUUGUCCGUCAUGGCAAAACCGGAGACAUGUCCUGGCUAACAGGGAAAGGCUCCUAAUACUGCUGGUGGCUGUGCUGUCCUGAUGCUGCACUCGCUGUGGGGAGACAGGACAGCAGCUCCACAACCCGGUGGGAAACCCAUGGCUCAGCCAUUUCCCUUUGAGACCUGGAUGAACCCAUGCCUGACACUGUGCACUGACCUUCCCAGGAGGACCUCCCAUGGCACCUCUGCCCCGGUGCUUGCUGGGCUAGGGCUCUGUUAUUGCAAUUCCCGUGGGACUGGAAAAGCAGCCUCAGAGACUGUGGGGUUUGGCCGUGGCAAUGGGCAUUGGUGCCGCGUGGCUCCAGAUGCUGCCAUUGGGCUGAGGGUCUCCAGGUGGAUCUGCCCCAUGCACGUCCCUCACCUCUGUAAGCAGCAUGAGUGCCUUUGGGUGCUCCUGUGCUUUCAUGCAUGAUGCUCCUUCCCGAAUUCUCUUCGCUCCCAGCACAGUUCUGAUGUGCAUCCCCACAGAGCCUGACAUCUGCUCCCUCCUUGCGUGGCUGCAGGGUUUGCCACGGCUCUGCCUGUGCUCACCCACUCUAGGGGGCAUCUGGGUGGGCCAGGAGGUGGGGUCACACCGGGUGGUCUCUGUUCAGCCUGUGAUUGGGUGGUCCAGGCUGAUCCUGCCCAGUCUCCCCCAGCAGAGGUGGGUCCCUGCCCAUGCUGAGGGCUCUGGAGCUCAUUGGUCCCAUCCCAGCACCUGCAGCUCUUGGUCCACCCCCAGGGUGUGGAGUUGGAGUCCCUGGAGAGCUGGGAAAGCAGCUCAGCUGCAGCCUUGGACUUGGUGGCCACCCUUCCAGCCAGCCUUGGGAUGUCUCUCCUUGAUGACAUCAUGGGAUUGGUGCUGCUGCUGCUGAGGCGU
This is a messenger RNA of Corapipo altera (White-ruffed manakin), 2890 nucleotides long. RefSeq names its product apoptosis inducing factor, mitochondria associated 3 (gene AIFM3). Gene Ontology annotation, cellular component: mitochondrion; cytoplasm. The record is from RefSeq and is a predicted model, not a curated record. Gene Ontology annotation, molecular function: flavin adenine dinucleotide binding; 2 iron, 2 sulfur cluster binding; oxidoreductase activity, acting on NAD(P)H. The transcript has 21 exons. NCBI's taxonomy places the organism in Eukaryota, Metazoa, Chordata, Aves, Passeriformes, Pipridae. Bases 229 to 2046 code for a protein of 605 amino acids. Gene Ontology annotation, biological process: execution phase of apoptosis.